This is a messenger RNA of Diuraphis noxia (Russian wheat aphid), 1677 nucleotides long. RefSeq lists its product as uncharacterized. Lineage: Eukaryota; Metazoa; Arthropoda; Insecta; Hemiptera; Aphididae. Gene Ontology annotation, biological process: regulation of transcription by RNA polymerase II. The record is from RefSeq and is a predicted model, not a curated record. Gene Ontology annotation, molecular function: DNA-binding transcription factor activity, RNA polymerase II-specific; RNA polymerase II transcription regulatory region sequence-specific DNA binding.
GCGGCGGCGGCAGCAGUAUCAGCAGCGGCGGAGGGGGUAUCGGCCGUGGCCGCCGUGGCGUCGGUGGACGAUAGCCACGGACCACAGAAAGACGACCAGCCACAGUCGGGAGAGUACGCAGCAGUACCGUUUGACGAGAGACAACGUACCGCCGCGGCCACUGCGGUGGCCAUGGCCGCGACCAUGAUGCGGGAGAGGUCUGCCGUCGUGGCGGCGGCGGCUAUGGUGGUUCAACAGCAACAACAUAAGCAGCAACAACAACAGMAACAGCAGCAGCAGCACCACCAAAUGCAACAGCAGCAACAGUUGCACCAACAGCAACAGCAACACUGUAGGUCGUUAAUGGCCGCGGUGGCCAGUAGUGGUGGCCACGGAACCGGAACCGGCUCGGCGGGUUACGACUAUUAUUCGUCACCGCCACCCGGCUACUACAGCGGCGCCGUGGACGACGAUAACGGCGCGGACGACGACGCGGAAAACGGCGGCUGCGACGAUCACGCCGACGGUGACGGCAGAGACGGAAUAKUGGACAUGAGCGGAGCCGGUGGCGGCCACGACGCUUCGGCGGACAACGACGACGAUUGCUACGGUGGUCCGCCAUCCGCGGGUGGUACCAACAAAAGGAAACAGCGCCGGUACCGGACCACGUUCACCAGUUACCAACUUGACGAGCUGGAGAAGGCGUUCGGCCGUACCCACUACCCGGACGUGUUCACCAGGGAGGAACUAGCGUCGAAAAUUGGACUGACCGAAGCCAGAAUACAGGUAUGGUUCCAAAACCGACGGGCGAAAUGGCGCAAACAGGAGAAAGUCGGUCCACAGGCUCACCCGUACAGUGGCGGCGGUGGCAAUCCGUAUUUGGGCGUGCCGAGUUCCAUGUCUGCCGGCCGCCACAGCCCGUCUGGGGCCGCGUUGAGCCCGCUUCCGGCMAACCCACCGUUCAUGAUGACGAGCGGUAUGGGAUUGGGUGGCGGUGGUCCAUUGGGAAUGGGUAACAUUGGUCUCGGUAGUCACCAUCUACUGCACGCCGGCCACCAUCACCAUCACCAGCAGCAGUUACAAGCCGCGGCUGCUAUGGCCGCUGCAUUACGCGGCCACCACCACCAGCACCAUCAUCCGGGCAACGGUGGCACGGGCAGAUCGCCGCCACUACCGCCGACGUCGCAAGCCCUGUCGACCGUCGCCGCGGCCGCAAUGGAACUGCAACUGCAGCAACAGCAACAGCACCAACGCAGCAACGGGGCCGCCGCAGCCGCAGCCGCAGCUGCGGUCGCAGCGGCGGCAGCUAACUUCCGCGGUUAUCCGACUCAGCUGCAGCAGCAGAGAUCGCCACCAGGAAAUGAUAGCGCCUCGACCACCCCGCCUGCUCCUAACAACAACUCGCCGCCACCAACGAUUCCGCUCCAGCCGACGCUCUACCAUCCGGCACCAGUGGUCGCGCCGCCAGCUGUGCCGUCUCCGCACCAUCUCCACCAUCACCAUCCCUACGCCGCCGCUUAUCACCAGCACCUCCGCGGCGGCAUCGGUGGUCAGGGAUAYCAACACCAUCACCAACAGCAACAACAGCAACAGCAGCAGCAGCACUUCAACAGCUUGCUGGCCAACAUGGCAAUGGCCGCGGCGGCUAUGCGACCUUCCGCUGUAGUCGGCACAACAUGUAUGUGUUUUAUUGAAUGA